This is a messenger RNA of Ostrea edulis (European flat oyster), 1033 nucleotides long. Its product is annotated as ubiquitin thioesterase OTUB1-like. Gene Ontology annotation, biological process: protein K48-linked deubiquitination. Lineage: Eukaryota; Metazoa; Mollusca; Bivalvia; Ostreida; Ostreidae. The transcript has 8 exons. The coding region runs from base 31 to 816 and encodes 261 amino acids. Gene Ontology annotation, cellular component: nucleus. Gene Ontology annotation, molecular function: ubiquitin binding; cysteine-type deubiquitinase activity. The record is from RefSeq and is a predicted model, not a curated record.
UUCACUUUGACUUUCAUUCGGAACAUUUGCAUGAUGGCGGAAAAAGUUGCACCGUUUCAUUUUGAUCCAGAAAAGAACUAUGACGAAGAAACCCUGGCACAGCAGUCUGAAAUUGAACAGGAGAUUGCAAGGACCCAAGCAUUGAUCAGUGACAGAAUAAGUUUUGAUAGAUUCAGUGCUGAUUACUCAGAGGAAGAUCAAAUCUACCUUCACAAAAUACAGGAUUUGAAAAAUCGUUUUUCAUGUGUGCGCAAAGUCAGAGGAGAUGGCAACUGUUUCUACAGAGCAUUUGGUUUCAGAUACUUUGAAACAUUAAUAGAUGACAAAUCAGAUUUUAACAGAUUUAAAGACAUAGCUCAAAAGACUCGAGAUGACUUAGUCCAGCUUGGUUUUCCAGAAUUUACUAUCGACGACUUUCACGAAAAUUUUAUGGAUGUAGUGAACAAAUUGGAGACUUGCACAGGAGAAGAACUACUACAAACCUUUAAUGACCAAGGACUCUCAGAUUAUUUAGUGGUUUAUCUCAGAUUAAUUGUUUCUGGACAUCUGCAGAAGGAGGCAGAUUUCUUCACUAAUUUUGUUGAAGGAGAACGAGGAAUUAAAGAGUUUUGCAAUCAGGAAGUGGAGCCCAUGGGUAAAGAGUGUGACCACCUACAGAUUAUAGCCCUGACAUCGGCCCUGGGGGUGCCUGUGAGGGUGGAGUAUAUGGAUCGCGGGGAGGGGGAUCAAUGUAACCACCAUGAUUUCCCCGAGAAUUCCAAACCAGUACUCGCCCUCCUCUACAGACCCGGACACUACGACAUUCUCUACACUUAAUAGUGAAGUCUGUAACAAACCACAAGGCACCACUUAUCAUUAAAAUACACUUAGGAUUUUAUGAUAAUUGUUUUCCAGCAGAACUUUGUGUUUUUCAUUUCUUUGAAUAAAAGACAUGUUUUUCAUCUUGUAUAUAAAGGAAGAAAAUUUGUGUAAUGAUUGAUCAUUGUUUGUUUGCUUUUGUAUGAUGACGAAUAAAUAUGGGGAAACUUUUUCA